This is a messenger RNA of Adineta steineri, 297 nucleotides long. Lineage: Eukaryota; Metazoa; Rotifera; Eurotatoria; Adinetida; Adinetidae. The record is from the annotation of a GenBank genome assembly.
AUGGUUAAAAAUUCUCAUCUUACUUUACUUGUUAUGGUCGUUACCUUUAUUUUUCUUUUACUUCUUCCAAUUGUCAAUUGUACAAAUAAACAAAUGAAAAAAACCUCAAUCAAACAAAAUAAUGAACCAGCAGCAAUAGACAAUGUUAUAUUACAACAAGAAGAUUUAAAUAAUUAUUACAAUGGAGAAGAAGGAAAUAUGAUUGAUUUUAUGGAUGAUAUUCUCAAAUCUUAUCCUCAACGUCGAGCAUCAUCAUUUCAUGCCAUGCGAGGAAAACGAUUUCUUAAAACUGCUUAA